AUGGUGACACUCGAGGGGGGGAUGGCCCUCGUGAAUGCAUUUAACCUUAGCUUUGCUAGCAAAGAGAUCAGUUCCUCAUCUUCCAACAGUAUGGAGAUCUCCUACCGGCAGCCAUCACACGAAAUCGAUAGACGCAUGGUCCAUCGGCCUUACGGUCGGGAAUAUCGGGAGAAUUUGCAGAAGACCGUCGGGAAUGUGCGGGAAUAUGUCGUUCGAUUAGUCAUCGCUCGUCCUUCCCUUCACGUUAUUAAGAACGAGUAA
Aspergillus tanneri is the source of this 261-nucleotide messenger RNA. RefSeq lists its product as uncharacterized. Lineage: Eukaryota; Fungi; Ascomycota; Eurotiomycetes; Eurotiales; Aspergillaceae. The transcript is spliced from 2 exons. The coding region runs from base 1 to 261 and encodes 86 amino acids. The record is from RefSeq and is a predicted model, not a curated record.